GUCUUCGUCGCCUUGGUUGCUCUCUCGUUCGCGUCUCCCUGCACCGCCGUCGCCGUGCCCGCCGCCGACUGCACCCUCCUCCACCGCCGCCAUGCCGUCCUCGUCCCGCCGCCGCGACGACGACACCAUCUCCGAGGCGAGUUCCAUCUCGUCGCGGCGAUCCGUGCCCGGCCCGCCGCCCAUCGACACGCGCAUGUCGCAGUCCGGCCGCCCGCGCCCCAAGUUCGUGUCCUUCAGUCGCGAUUCUGACCUGUCCGCCCCGCCCAAUCGCGACCAGGUCAGCGAGUCCACGCCGCUCAUCGUCCCCGACCACGCCCGCGAGACCGACCGCCUGCUCAAGGAGCCCACCUUCGCCCAGGAAGACGACGACUACUUCCCCGAGUUCGAGGAGACAAAGAGCAGCUUCUUCCUCUUCCUGCUGACCCUCGGCGGUCUUGGUCUGCAGAUUGGCUGGUCGGUCGAGACGUCCAAUGGCUCGCCCUAUCUACUGUCCCUGGGCCUGAGCAAGUCCAUGCUGGCUCUCGUCUGGAUCGCCGGCCCCCUCUCUGGUGUGCUCGUGCAGCCCUACGUCGGCCUGAAGAGCGACAACUGCAGAAUCACCUGGGGGAAGAGACGUCCGUUCAUCAUCGGCGGCGCUGUUGCAACCAUCGCCUCCCUGAUGCUCCUCGGAUGGGCUCGUGAGAUUGUGGCCGGCAUCGGUAGCCUCUUUGGCGCCGAAGCUGACAACCACUGGGUCGUCACCAUCACCAUGUUCUUCGCUGUGCUGCUGAUCUACGUCCUUGAUUUCGCCAUCAACGUCAUCCAAGCUGCCAUUCGCGCCUACAUUGUAGAUGUCGCCCCGACCCACCAGCAAGAAUCAGCCAACGCGUGGCUUAUGCGGUCUGCUGGCGUUGGAAACAUUGCUGGCUACCUGGCUGGCUACAUCAACCUGCCCCUCUACCUCCCGUGGCUCGGCGACACUCAGUUCAAGGUUCUUUGUGCCAUUGCCUCAUUCAUCAUGGCCCUUACCGUUGGUGUUAGCUGCACCGCUGGCGAGCGAGACCCUACCCGGGAUCCGCCACCGCCUGAGCAGCAGGAAGGCGUCAUUGCUUUCUUCAAGAGCCUCUCCGUAUCUGUCAACAGGCUCCCAGAUCAGAUCAAGCGUGUCUGCGAGGUGCAGUUCUUCGCCUGGAUUGGAUGGUUCCCUUUCCUGUUCUACAUCACCACCUAUGUCGGCGAGAUCUACGCGGAUCCAUUCUUCGAGGCGAACCCCCACAUGUCCGAUGCAGAGAUCGACAAGGUCUGGGAAGAUGCAACUCGCAUUGGCACCCGUGCCCUUUUGGUCUUUGCUUGCACCACCUUCUUGUGCUCUGUCAUCUUCCCCUUCAUCAUCCCGCCUAGCUUCCAGGCUCCCGAACCUGAGCCACAGCCUCCUACACCUGGUACUCCCAUGAGACCCACCACUCCCCUUACCCCUGCAACUCCCCACUCCAUGGGUGGCUCUGGUUACUUCACGCUGAGGCCUAAGCGCACAGGACCCCCCAAGUCGAAGAUGGACAAGUUUUACGCCGCCCUCGACAAGUUGCAGAUCAAGUCUCUUACUCUCCGUCGGUCCUGGUUCAUCUCUCACAUUGUCUUCGCCAUCCUCAUGGGCUUAACGUUCGUGAUCAAGUCGACCAUGGGCGCUACCAUUCUUGUUGGCGCCAUCGGUGUUCCGUGGUGUCUUACUGGUUGGGCACCCUUCUCCAUCAUCGCUUCUGAGAUAUCUAAACGCGAUGCCAUCCGCCGUGGUGCCAUCAAGCCGACGUCCGAGGAAGAGCAGGCUGUCGCCGAGGGUGCUGAUGCUGGAGACGCGGAUUCCGCCGGAGUGGUACUCGGUAUCCACAAUGUCGCCAUCGCGGCCCCGCAGGUCAUUGCCACGCUUGUCAGCUCCGUUAUCUUCAGGGCCCUUCAAAGGCCCCGUGGUGUCGCAGGUGACGAUAGUGUAGCUUGGGUUCUGCGAUUUGGUGGUCUAUGCUCCAUCAUCGCUGCUUGGCUGACGCUCCGAGUACAUGAAGAGAAGGAUCUGGAAGAAAGAGAUGAGGAGCGACCUAGCCGCAGGAGGCGCUUGUCGGAGUUGUCCAACAUGACAUCGGUUCUGGACGGACAUUCCGGGCGGUAAUCUGCCAUUGUGGAGCGACGCACUGUACACCUACUGUUUCAUUGCGCAGUGCAUGGUGGAUUCUUUACAACAUCCAUCGACGGGGUCUUCGCACCAAAAGAGCUUGAAUACUAUGCAUUACGGCGAGCGACGGAGUUACCUGGCUGCAUCUUUGUUACGGAGUUACGGGCAGGCUUAAUACACGAACAGCUGAUCAACUCUCCCCUAAUAAAACCCUUGAAAUGCUGAAGUAGAGUCUUUACCGUGUUCUCACCGCCCGAUAAGCCCCGUAGCCUUGGAUGUGACGAACCGUUA
Boeremia exigua is the source of this 2434-nucleotide messenger RNA. RefSeq lists its product as uncharacterized. Gene Ontology annotation, cellular component: membrane. The transcript is spliced from 2 exons. Bases 92 to 2140 code for a protein of 682 amino acids. The record is from RefSeq and is a predicted model, not a curated record. Gene Ontology annotation, molecular function: sucrose:proton symporter activity. NCBI's taxonomy places the organism in Eukaryota, Fungi, Ascomycota, Dothideomycetes, Pleosporales, Didymellaceae.